Pseudozyma flocculosa PF-1 is the source of this 426-nucleotide messenger RNA. RefSeq lists its product as uncharacterized. The transcript has a single exon. The record is from RefSeq and is a predicted model, not a curated record. Lineage: Eukaryota; Fungi; Basidiomycota; Ustilaginomycetes; Ustilaginales; Ustilaginaceae. Bases 1 to 426 code for a protein of 141 amino acids.
AUGCAUGGGUUUCAUGCCAGCAGGCUAGCAGGCAGGCAGGGCUGGUGCCCGUCGUCAUGCCAACAAGCAAGCAGGCGCCUGGCCGGCUGGCUAGUGGGCGGCGUUGACAUACGCGCGCGGUUCGCUGGCUGUUGGUGCAGCACCAUCUCGCUGAUGUGUAGACCGCCUCCCUCCCCUACCGCUGUUCCGUCCAUGUUCCUGGCCCGCUGGCUGGCUGGCUGGCUGGCUGGCUGGCAAGCGGGCUCUGUUGGUCACGACCAGACGACACACGCCAACCAGCGACGACGCCGUACGCAAGGCUUGGCAACAUCCACCGGCGUGGCAUGGCUGGUGCUGCACGGGGGUACACGCGGGGCAGCCGGCAGCAGAGAGCAUGCGAGACGACCACCAGCCUGGCAAGGGGACAAUGCGGUACCAUCCGCCUAG